UGACAUUUAUUUCUCAUGGAUGGCUGCUUGAAAUCAGUGUUGGUGACAUGGUUUAUUCUACUGCAGGUGAUACUCUGCGCCUGGCUGAACAUGAUGGGAAGUGUAAUUCGGAUUUUCAGCAUCCUCGAUUUCCUGGAUCUGGGCUCCCUCAACUUUGUGUACCUGCUUGUGGGACAAUGCCUCUGCGGCACGGCCCAGCCGCUCAUCAUUUUUUCACCCACCAAACUGGCAGCCUUAUGGUUCCCAGAACACCAAAGGGCCACGGCCAAUAUGAUUGCCUCCAUGUCCAAUCCCUUGGGCAUUCUCAUCGCUAACUUGCUGUCACCUGCGCUUGUACAGGGAGGAAAAGAUAUCCCUUUAAUGCUUGGAGUGUACGCAGGGCCUGCUGUCUUCGCCUGUGCCUUAGCCACAUUGGGCGUUCGUGACAAGGUCCCGCCAACGCCGCCGUCAGCAAGCGCUAGCCACUCCAAUUCGCCGUCAUUCUUCAGGGGCUUGAAGAUGCUCCUGCGAAAUACAGCUUACAUCAUCCUGGCCCUUUCCGUCGCAACAGGGAUAGCAAUAUUCACCUGCUUCAGUGCUCUGUUGGAACAGAUCCUGUGUGUUAAUGGAUAUUCAAAUUUCUUUGCAGGUCUGAGCGGCGCCUUGUUCAUUGUGUCCGGACUCAUCGGGGCCUUCUGCCUUGGGCUGUACGUUGACCGGACAAAGAAAUUCACAGAAGCUACCAAGGUCUUUCUCUGUCUGGCUGCGCUGGCUAGCAUUGGAUUUGCAGUGGUGUCUCAGCUGAGAAACCAGACCUAUGCUUUGGCAACCAUCAGCUCACUCUUCGGGUUCUUUGGAUUUGCUAUCUAUCCUGUCGCUAUGGAACUAGCGGUCGAAUGUUCUUAUCCCGUGGGGGAAGGAUCCUCGUCAGGGCUGAUUUUUGUGAUCAGCCAACUUCUAGGUGUUGUGUUAAUGCUUUUGCUGCAAAGCCUGGCUGUGGAAAAGAAGGACGCCCCGUUUUCUACUUGCACCUCAGCCAUCGGCAAAGCACUAGACUGGUCAACUUCAACCCUAAUGAUGGCUGGAAUCUGCAGUCUGGCAGCAUGUUUCUUUGUGGCUGCCUUUCACACUAAUUACAGGAGGAUCUUUGCAGAAGUAUCUCACGACUUCUCCGUCAACAAAUCAGAAGAGGAUGUUGCAGUAACAGCAGAAAAAUGAACUGCUUCUAGCUGAAAUCUGGAAUAACCCAAGUGCCUCAAGAAAACUUUAAGACUUUUGAGACCCCAAGUGCCACAGCUGCACAGUAAGUUACAAGUCUUUGGGAACUGACUGGAGCAAAAGAUGAUGGUUAUCUUAACAGGAAACUUCACACAAGUACAGCCCAAAUUCCCUGCAGCAGUUGGAGAGUGUCUUUUUCAAGACAGAAUGCAGGAAGAGUCUACCCCCAUUAAAAGACAAUUUAAUCCUUAGUGAUGGUGCUGAAAUGUGUAAGCGUCUGAGACUCACUAAGAGUGGCUAUUUUGAUUCUUCCAGUGUGUUACACUCCAAGGGCAAUUCAAUGGAAUAAGCAUAUUUAUACCAACCUGAAUUCUGUGAAAAAAGAAGGGAAUGCAAAUGUUCUGUAACGAUUCAUUUUCAGUAUCUCCCAUCGUUGGGCAACGGCAUAUUUCCUUUUGAUGAAACUUUGUUUGAAAAGUGAUCUAUAAAUGUUUAAAUUAAAUAAAUUAUGUUUCUGACGGUGA
Molecule: messenger RNA, 1721 nt
Organism: Podarcis muralis (Common wall lizard)
Lineage: Eukaryota; Metazoa; Chordata; Lepidosauria; Squamata; Lacertidae
Source: RefSeq, a predicted model, not a curated record